AAAUUGAAGCCUCGUCAUUCACAUUGAGAGGCUGGCGGACUAGUAAUAAUCAUAUUAUCGGCCAAACCCCUUCUGUCAAGGAGAGCCUGCAGUAAUCUCAUUAGUAAUGUUGUUGCGUAACGUUUGUGCAGUCAAAGAUCAGCCUCAUUAAGACCAAUGACAAUCACAUUUAGGUUCUCCUGACCUCCUGUAUGAUCGUAUCCCACCUGCACAAACAUGACGAAAUGCCAUAAGUGCUUCAAAAGAAUCAGUGAUGUAUAUGUUUGCCAGUUAUUCACCCUCCUUUCGCAGUGGUUCUUGCCUUUUGUUUAUCACAGGCAUCUUUCACAGACAGCAGAGAGGAUUAAGGUAGCUCUAAAUAAACCUGGCAGAUUAGGAAACAUGAUACCAGGAUGUUCUGUUUCACUUUGACAACAUGAUGGACAGAGAGAGCUGAAGACUUCAAUGAAGACAGGAAGACUAUUGAGGAGAAACCACAUCAGUGAUUUUUUUUUUUUUACCUUAACAAUAACUUAAUGUGACUAUUUUUUUUUAACCUGCAAACGAAGUUCAAUAUUACUCUGACUUAUUUAGAUCAGAUCUUAAAGUAUAAACGUGGAGAUAUUCUUUAGCUUCUGAUCUUAUGAAAAAGAAAAGCAGCCAUGCAUUGGUCUACUGAGAGCACAACGCAUUAAGCUGCUGCUAAAUGCCUGCAAGCCCAAUUCAGGUGUCGCCACAGGCGCAUCUGCAUAAUCUUUACACUCUGACAGACAGCUCAGAAUGUGGGUCAGAGAAUGAGGAAGACGAAGACCCUUCCAAGCGCCUGACACCCCUGGAAAAAUUAACGCUGGAAAUGUGCAAAGACCAAGACACCAUAAAGGAGCUGGCGGUGGGCAGAAGGGUGGGCUUCUACAAAGUCCGUGGUCAGAUCGGCUGUGGGAACUUUUCGAAGGUCAAACUGGCCAUCCACGCCCUCACCAAAGACAAGGUUGCCAUUAAGAUCAUGGAUAAGAUGAGGCUCGAUCUGCAGACCCAGAGGAUGCUGUCCAGAGAGGUCUCCAACAUGGAGAGCUUGUAUCACCCAAACGUAUUGCAGCUCUAUGAGGUUCUGGAGACGCCAAGUCGGUUGUACCUGGUUCUUGAGUUCGCUGGAGGAGGAGACCUCCACACCAGAAUCAGCUCUGAAGGAAAACUCUCUGACCGAGACAGCAAGAUUGUAUUCGCCCAAGUCCUGUCAGCAGUCAAAUACAUGCACGAGAAAAACAUCAUCCAUCGAGACCUGAAGGCUGAAAAUGUUCUUUAUACAACUAACUCCUGCAUUAAAGUGGCCGACUUUGGCUUCAGCAAGAGAGUGAACAAUCGCAACCAAGCCCUAGACAUGUUUUGCGGCUCUCCUCCUUAUGCAGCUCCGGAGCUCUUCAAAGACGAAUCUUACAUCGGGCCACCUGUGGAUGUGUGGGCAAUGGGCGUCCUUCUCUUUUUCAUGGUUACUGGCACCUUGCCAUUCCGUGCUGACACUGUGGCCAAGUUGCGCCAAAGUGUGCUGGACGGAGCCUAUGUCCUGCCAACCUGGGUAUCUGCUCCUUGUCAGCGGCUGAUCCGAGGGAUACUGAAGCCAGAACCGUUAGAGCGAUGCGCACUGGACCAGAUGUUGGGCUGCGAGUGGCUGUUGCCAGUGGAACUCUUCCGCCCGAUUCCUCCCUUUUACCAGCUCAACCCCAUUCAUCUGGUCGAGGCCGGUCCAGGGGAGUUAGACGGAGAUCAGGAGGAGGUAAAAGGUAUCCUGGAGAAACUGGGAGUCACUCAGGAACAUAUUAUUAAUAACCAAGGAAAGCGCAUUCGCAGUCCCAUUAUAGGGGUUUACCGCAUACUCUUGCACAGAGUUAAGAGAAACAGGGGAGCCGAGUUUGUGCCUACAAUCAGUGGAGUCGUCAAAGAUCCUAAAAGAGACAGUCUUUAUGCAUACAGGAAUCUACGGCACUCCUCAAAACUUUGCGUUCUUUCUUAAAGGUGCAGUAAGCGAUCUGAUGCAUUUGGCACACUGGAAACACUUCAGGAGUUUAGAUGUGUGUGUUGCGUUCUUUAACCGGCCGCCCGGAAACAAAGCCGUCAUGAUGCCAAACCUCCUCAUGGAAAAAGAAAGCCGACGUGUUUACAACUGUAACAUUGAGCGCUUACCGGGAUCAACUAAUGCUGGGUUUUCAAAAGUAUGUGAAGUUCGAGGCUCAAUUGUUGCAGUAAACUUGCAUUACGUUCUUGAUUAAUAAUUCAUUAGAUGCACACCAGUCUGUUGUUGUAGGCAAGGCACAUCGACUUUACAUUUUCAGGCACCUAAACAUGACGACGUGUAACAAAAAACAAACUGAUUGGUUGCAUUACAUGUCAGUUAGACAGCCUCUUGGGCAGACUUUGUCCAAUGAAAGUUGCGAUGGAGUCCAGUCAGUCUGGAGGUCUGGCUACGCAAGACUCGGAACGUCUAGACCUCCUCAACUGCCCGUGUCAAUAUCAGCUCUCAAAGUGAGAUAAUAUACUCCUAAUAUGUUUUUUUUUCUUUUGGUUCCCUUUUUGAUUGCUAUAACCCCUUAAUCUUGUCACGUUUGUAAAAUAUUAGUUAUCAAAGGAGUAGAGGAGCUAAAUAACAAUGAGACGUUCAACCAGAGUUAUUAUAGUAAUACAAAUUGCUUUAACUUGUUGAUGACAUCAUACCCUUGGGCAGCAGGCACAGCAGGUUUCGCCAUAGUUGUCUCGUAUGUAAAUGUGAGGCAUCAAAAUUGGGGUGUGAUCUUUUUGAGUAGGGCCAUGUUUGUUUUUGGUGAUCUAAAUUAAAAUAUCAACAGCCUUUACAGGAAAUUGCUUACUGCACCUUUAAAUGGAUAGGUUUUUUUUUUUUUUUUUUUUUUUUUUUUUUUUGUCCAAACAAUGAAAGUCAAUUGGGUCCAAAACAAUACUGGAGCCAAUUGACAUUAAUUGUUAUGGACAAAAUAACUAACAUUUUUAAAAAUAUCCUGUGUUUCAAAGAAUAAAGUUGUACAGAUGUGGAACAACAUGAGGCUAUAUAGCCUAUAUAUAUAUAUAUAUUAAAUCCUCAGCCUAAAUUUGUGGGAGUUGCUUUGUAAUUAACUGUUAUAAGCUUAUAUGGCAUAUGUCAUAUUUAUGUUUCAGUCUUGUCAGCCAGCUGUUUUCUAUUUUUGCGAAUAAAAAUGUUUAAAACGUC
Messenger RNA from Pimephales promelas (fathead minnow), 3193 nucleotides. The record is from RefSeq and is a predicted model, not a curated record. NCBI's taxonomy places the organism in Eukaryota, Metazoa, Chordata, Actinopteri, Cypriniformes, Leuciscidae.